Molecule: messenger RNA, 1708 nt
Organism: Zea mays
Lineage: Eukaryota; Viridiplantae; Streptophyta; Magnoliopsida; Poales; Poaceae
Product: BTB/POZ and TAZ domain-containing protein 3-like
Exons: 3
Coding region: 522-986 (154 amino acids)
Source: RefSeq, a predicted model, not a curated record
CUUUUAUUUUAGUUUUCCCUUUUAAGUUUCAAGCUUGUUUUUUAAUCCAACACUACAAGAAACUCAAAACUUCAAUUGUGAAUAGGUUUACCUUUGGUCUCCGAACAACCGUUAGGCAUCUCAAAACUUUAGUUAGAGUUGGGUUACUUAACUUUAUUUAAUUUUCCUUUUAACUCAAGCUUCCUUUUCAAUCCAACAUUAUACAGCAAAGGUAUUGCUAAAAAAUGUUGAAUUUAUACAUACCAAAGUGCUGUAUGUGCCUUCGGAAGCAGUCCGUGUCUUCAUUAGAUUUCUCUACUCUUCACGGUAUGGAUGCUAUCUACUCAUUCGUGUAGAUAGUUCACUGUCCUCUAAUUCUCUAAAGAUCAUAUUUCAUCCCAAACAGUUUACAGUGACUGAAGUUGAUGAAGACAGUGCAGAUUCUUCUUCUGAUGAUGAUGACUUUUGAUGUGUGCGUGCAUCUUUCAGUGAGAAACAGAUGCACUGAUUUAUUUGUUUGGUGAAGGUUUGAGCAGGAACAGAUGAAGGAGCACGCUCUGCAUUUGCUUGUACUCUCCCACGUCUUCUCGGUGCCGUCUCUGAAGACGGUCUGCGUCGACCAACUCGAGAGGGGCUUCCUCGCUCCUGACAACGUGGUAGACAUGCUGCAGCUUGCCAGGCUGUGUGACGCGCCCCGCCUUGCGCUCGCCUGUGUCCGGAUGGUCAUCGGGGAUUUCAAGACCAUCUCUCUGACGGAUGGGUGGAAAGUGAUGAGACGGGCCAAUCCAAGUAUGGAACAGGAGCUGCUCGAGUCUCUUGUCGAAGCUGAUACGAGAAGGCAGGAAAGAGCUAAAAAGAUGGAAGAAAAGAAAGUGUAUCAGCAACUGUACGAAGCAAUGGAGGCGCUGGUCCACAUCUGCCGGGAAUCAAACAUAUAUGAAAACAAUCAAACAUAUAUUGGACUGACUGAAAUCCCAUUGUUCCUAAGGAACGGAAAUUGGUAUUGAUGCAAUAUAUAAAGCAUGUGCUUGCUGAACGUCUUUUCUAUUCGUCAUCACAUUUCUUUUCUGCUUCUCUAAUUUUCUCGAAUGCUUCUUUGCAAAUACACCAUGGAUUAGGAUUACCUGUGGGUUUCAAUCUUUUUUUGUAGGUUACGCCUAAUCUUUACGGCAAUUUGGUGGCUAACACGACUGCAUGUAUUGUUGGAGGGAUGGGCAUCAUGCCUGGAGACUUUGUGGCAUAUGGAACUUCUUGGAGCUUUUUGCUAUGGUCUUCAUCAAGUUUUCUACCAAUGACUUAUCUCCCGCUACCCCGACCCGCUCAUCAAGGCCAACGACACCAUCAAGAUCGAUCUGGAGACCAACAAGAUCAUGGACUUCAUCAAGUUUGACGUCGGCAAUGUGGUCAUGGUGACUGGUGGGAGGAACACCGGGCGUGUAGGAGUCAUCAAGAACAGGGAGAAGCACAAGGGCAGCUUUGAGACCAUCCACGUGGUGCUUGGAGCUUUUUGCUAUGUCUAGUUUUCUCCUAUUUGUUGUAUAGGAAUACAUAGAAUAGAAUUCAAAUUUGGUGGUCGCAAAAGUGUGGAGACUUUAAUUCAUAUAAAGUUAGGCUUAACAUUAGUGCAAACAAUUGUAUUUUAGUUUAGAUUUAGAGUACACUUAUGUAUGCAUUGUUUGACAAUGUUUAUUUAUGAUAUAUUGAAUGGUACUUAUUUAUAUUAUAUUAA